CUCCAAGUCUCUUGAGGCUUCAGAAUGCCGGAACCAGCGAAGUCCGCGCCCGCCCCGAAGAAGGGCUCCAAGAAGGCGGUGACCAAGGCGCAGAAGAAAGACGGCAAGAAGCGCAAGCGCAGCCGCAAGGAGAGCUACUCGGUGUACGUGUACAAGGUGCUCAAGCAGGUGCACCCCGACACCGGCAUCUCGUCCAAGGCCAUGGGCAUCAUGAACUCGUUCGUCAACGACAUCUUCGAGCGCAUCGCGGGCGAGGCGUCGCGCCUGGCGCAUUACAACAAGCGCUCGACCAUCACGUCGCGCGAGAUCCAGACGGCCGUGCGCCUGCUGCUGCCCGGCGAGCUGGCCAAGCACGCCGUGUCCGAGGGCACCAAGGCCGUCACCAAGUACACCAGCUCCAAGUAGACGCGCGAGCCCGCGGCCUCACUCCUGACCCAAAGGCUCUUUUCAGAGCCACCCACAUUUUCCGAAGAGCGCUGUAGGCAGAAUCUUGAAAAACUGCGUGAUCUAGUUGGGGCAAAGCUCUGAGAGUUGGUUAAAACAGGUCCUACAGGUCCAACCACAAACGUGCUGUGGGCUGGGAGAUGGGGCCCGCCCUUAUGUACGUGUGAUCCUUGCUCCCGGCCAAGACUUAAGCGCAAAGUAACUCACUUUUCCAAAUCUAGCAUGCGGUCUCCCCACCUUGGGUUAAGUGGUGCUUUCUGUUAGGAACAUGGGGGGUGUCCGGCUGGUGUAGUUCAGUGGA
This is a messenger RNA of Myotis daubentonii (Daubenton's bat), 745 nucleotides long. Its product is annotated as histone H2B type 1-C/E/F/G/I. NCBI's taxonomy places the organism in Eukaryota, Metazoa, Chordata, Mammalia, Chiroptera, Vespertilionidae. The record is from RefSeq and is a predicted model, not a curated record. Gene Ontology annotation, molecular function: DNA binding; protein heterodimerization activity; structural constituent of chromatin. Gene Ontology annotation, cellular component: nucleosome.